This is a messenger RNA of Phytophthora infestans T30-4, 603 nucleotides long. RefSeq names its product Rab5 family GTPase, putative. Gene Ontology annotation, molecular function: GTPase activity; GTP binding. The coding region runs from base 1 to 603 and encodes 200 amino acids. Lineage: Eukaryota; Oomycota; Peronosporomycetes; Peronosporales; Peronosporaceae. The record is from RefSeq and is a predicted model, not a curated record. The transcript has 3 exons.
AUGGCAGACGCAGGCAACAGCAAGGCGCGCGAGGUCAAGGUGGUGCUGCUGGGCGACACAGGUGUGGGCAAGUCCUCGCUUGUACUGCGCUUCGUUACCAACAACUUUCGUCCAUACUCCGAGUCCACAAUCGGCGCGUCCUUCAUGUCCAAGAUGAUCGUGGUCAACGACACGCCUAUUAAGUAUCAGAUCUGGGAUACCGCCGGCCAGGAAAAGUAUCACAGCUUGGCACCCAUGUACUACCGAGGAGCAGCUGCUGCUAUCGUUGUAUACGAUAUCACUAGAAAGCAAUCACUGACGACACUGAAGAACUGGGUGAAGGAGCUGAAGCAAUUGGGUCCCGACAAUAUCGUGAUUGCCAUUGCUGGUAACAAGAGCGACUUGGAGGAGAAGCGAGAGGUGCCGGCGUCACAGGCACGGGCAUAUGCUGGGGAGAUCGGCGCGUUGUUCAUUGAGACGAGUGCAAAGGAGGACACGAAUGUGUCGGACUUGUUCAUCCAGAUCAGCCAGGCGCUACCCACAGCUUCGGCUGAAAGUAAUGCACUGCCGGAGAUCGUGGACCCGUACGGAGGCGGUAAAAAGAAGUCGAGCGGCUGCUGUUAA